CUAGCCCAAGGUCACACAGCUGGCAAGCAACAGAGCCAAGACUGGAGCUCAAGCCUGGACUCUAAACACAGUCCGGACUCUAAAGCCUCACUCUGACCCACUCUGCCCAGUGUCGCUGGGUUUAGACCUGUGGCCUCUGGACUCCCGUCCCUCUGUGCCAGCUCAAGCCCACGGGCUUCACAAUCAUUACUCUCCCAGGAGCUCUGUCUUCAGGAGGCACCAAUGGGAAGCUAUCAACCACGUCCUGAGACCUCUGUUCCCUCAAUCUACGUCACAGCCAGAACUGGCCCAAGGAAAAGCAGCACGGCAACAACAAAACAUGGAGACCGCUUUGACUCCAGGAAACACAGAGACCACCUCUGGCUCGGGGGCAGCUCUGCAGACCAUGUGGAAGGCUCGGCUGCCGCCCAGCAGGGCAGCGGAUACAUCACCUCUGACCCCGGGCAGCACAUCCAGAGAGAACAGAGAACGCGGUGGAGACCUCGGCCCCGCACACGGAACCAGGCACCUGCCUUGGCUGCUCUGCCUCAGCCUGGGGGUGCGGGUGGGGGCCGGUUCUGCUGGUUAUGGUCAUCAAAAAAGCUGCACGUGAAAGUCUCAGGUUUCAAAGCUAAAGAAUCAGAGAAUAGCAAUAAAAUGGCACAACUGAGAGCCGUAAUAGCUCAUCCUGGUGGUUUUCACGGCAAGCACAAGUCUGUCACGUGUGGUGGUGUGGAGGCCUGGAGGGCUGCUUUAUGGAGGGACGCGCUGGGGCAGCUUGCAGCCAUUCUCGGCAAGGACAAUUUGGAAAAGUUGUAUUUUAUGUUCGCUAACUCAUUCAAUUCCAGCAACCACCCCACGAGGAAGAAAUUACUAUCGUGCCUAUUUUACAUGGAAGUAAACCGAGCCACGCAGAAAUUAUGUCACUUGCCUAAAAUCCCAGGGUCAGUACGUGUCAAAGCAGAUUCAAACACAAGCAGCCUGGCUCAUACACAUUUUGCUUGAUCAACACCAGCGUGUAUCAGAAGCACCUGGAGCCAGCUGGAAAGUUACGUGAUGCUUGAAGUGACAUCAUUCAGCUACGACACCAAGCCAGUGGCUGCUCUGAGAAAUCUGGGUUAGACGGUGACAGCAUGGAUGUGAAUGCCACUAGGCAAUGGAUCCCACCCUUUUCAUUAGCAAACGGCUUUAUCACCAUGACAUUUAAUAAAUGAAACCGUGACAGCUACGUUGUCUGAGGCCAUUGAUCACCCAACAUCUCUUAUCUCCAAAAGGAAGCCCACUGGCCAGAGGUGUCCUGUUUCAAAGCAGGGAAGACAAGAAUGGGGGUAGAGGAGAGCUCAUUUGAAACCUCUAGUUCCAAAGGCAAAGACCA
Molecule: messenger RNA, 1354 nt
Organism: Rhinopithecus roxellana (golden snub-nosed monkey)
Lineage: Eukaryota; Metazoa; Chordata; Mammalia; Primates; Cercopithecidae
Exons: 5
Coding region: 223-984 (253 amino acids)
Source: RefSeq, a predicted model, not a curated record